This is a messenger RNA of Caenorhabditis briggsae, 1254 nucleotides long. The transcript is spliced from 4 exons. NCBI's taxonomy places the organism in Eukaryota, Metazoa, Nematoda, Chromadorea, Rhabditida, Rhabditidae. The coding region runs from base 1 to 1254 and encodes 417 amino acids. The record is from RefSeq and is a predicted model, not a curated record.
AUGGCUACCUCUGUUCUUGAAGCACCCUCUAUUAUAAGGGGGACUUGUCUCCCCACAAGCCUUCACCAGAAAAAUAGAUAUCGAGAGAAUCCGUUGAAAUAUAUUGCGUCUUUGGACAUCCUCCGACAAAUUUUUUCGUGGACUAGAUCUUAUCUUAUCUUAAUUUUGUCCUCAAAAAAGCCACUCAAAAUCGUCAAAACUUUAGUUUGGAAAUCAAUCAACCAAAUGCAAUCCGCUCUUCUCAUUCUGGCCCUCCUGGUCCACACCGUCUACAGCUACAGUACCACCAGAGCUGAAACCCUUAAACUCUUCAAUUCGGCGAGAUCCUUGAUCGCCAAAAAUACUAAAGUCGCCAAUAUGAUACAAUUGGAGUACAGCCCAGCCCUGGAGGAUAUUCUUUAUGUUAAGUUGGGAAAGACCGGAGGAUGCUCAGAUUCUAAAAUAAUUCACGACGAGUAUAAUUCAAGAAUUCAUGUGGAAGCACAUUUGAAUGUGAAUACUGAAACGAUGGAUCAGCAAUCAUUUUCGAAACUUUUCGGAGGAGCUGACAAGCAAGUGAUGGCUCAUGUGGAGACGAAAUGCAUGGAAACUGGAAAAGAGAACUCUUCAUUUUGGAAAUCAAUCAACCAAAUGAAAACCGCUCUUCUCGUCUUGGUCCUUCUGGUCCACACCGUCUACAGCUCCAGUUCCACCAGAGUCGAAAUCCUCGAACUCUUCCAUUCGGCGAGAUCCUCGAUCGCCAAGAAUGCUCAUAUCGCCAAUAUGAUCCAAUUGGAGUACCAGUCAGAACUGGAGAAUAUCCUUUAUGUUAAGUUGGGAAAGUCGGGAGGAUGCUCAGAUUCUAAAACAAUUUACGAUAAUUAUGGUUCGAGAAUUCUAGUGGAAAUACAUUUAAAUGUGAAUACUGAAACGAUGGAUCAGCAAUCAUUUUCGAAACUUUUUGGAGGAGCUGACAAGCAAGUGAUGGCUCAUGUGGAGACGAAAUGCAUGGAGACUGGAAAAGAAGUGCAUAGUUAUGUGUUUUACAAAACAGGCGAACAGGAGAUCCAUGGACCACCUGGAAGUCAAUGUCCUCGAGGAUCAAGAACCACUUCUGACGGGUUAUGUGAACAAUUUUACAAACGGGAAGGGAAUGAAGUAGGAAAAAUUGAGGAAAUUGGAUCAACCUUUCACUGCUAUUUUUUGCCGUCUGAUCAACUGAAACAAUUUACAACAAUUCUUGAAAUUUUGAACGUUAUUCAAAUUUUUUCCUAA